AAAAGGAGAAGAAGAGCUUUCUGGAGAAAGAAGGAUCAUGUACCUAACCAGCCCAUACAAAGGGAAUGAAGGGCUUUCUGCAGAGACAAGGAUCCAGAUCCUGGACUGUCUAUAAAAAGGAGAAGAAGGGCUUUCUGGAAAGAAACACCCAGUUCUUGGACUGUCUAUAAAAAGGAAAACGAGGGCUUUCUGGAGCGAGAAGGGUUCUGCGCUUGAUCAGCUCAUAAAAAGGAAAGAGAGGGUUGUCUGGAAAGAGAGAGAUCUGGACUCUUUAUGGUUGUCCAUAAAAAGGGAAGGAAGGGCUUUCUGGAGAGAGAAGGAUCCAGAUCUUGGAGUGUCGUGAAGAAGGAGAAGAAGGGCUCUCUGGAGAGAAAGUUCCUGAUUCUGGGCUGUCCAUAAAAAGGAAAAGGAGGGCUUUCUGGAGAGAGAAGGACUGUCUAUCAAAGGAGGAGAGGGGCUUUCUGGAGAGAGAAGGACUGUCUAUCAAAGGAGGAGAGGGCUUUCUGGAGAGAGAGAGAAGGCUCCAGCCCCUGACCUGCCGUGGAGGAGACCCUUGGAGGAGACCCAGAAGGGAGAGGAGUCUCCUGUCACUCCAUUGAGGGCCCAGCAUGGAGCCGGCGGGUGACCCCCCGAUCGUCCGCUGGCUGGAGCCGAUGCCCUCCUGGAGCCAAGAGGGCCCCCCCGGACCGGUCCUGCGCAAGAUGUCCGCCCAGCCGGUGACCCGGAUCCACCCGCCGAUGGGCAUCAUCUUCACCACGCUGCUGUACUGCGGGGAGCUGGUCUCGGCCUGCGUGGUGAGCGUGGCCUACAGCCGCUCGGAGGACCUCUUCUGGCUCUCCCUCACGCUGGUCCUGAUGCUGGUGCCCUGCGUCAUGGACCAGCUCACCCUCGUCUUCGUCCACCGGGACCUGACCAGCGACAAGCCCUUCGUCCUCUUCAUGCACCUGCUGCUCCUGGGGCCUCUCAUCAGGUGCUUGGAGGCCCUGGUGGUCUUCUACCAGUUGGGGCACGAGGAAGAGCCCUACGUCACCAUCACCCGCAAGAAGCACAUCCACAAGGACUCCGAGUUUGAGCUGGAGCAAGAAGUGGGGCACACGGUGCGCAGGCUGGCCACCCAUCGCAACGCCUUCAAGCGCAUGGCCGUCAUCCAGGCCUUCCUGGGCUCCACCCCGCAGCUCACCCUCCAGCUGUACGUCAGCGUCGUGGAGCAGUACAUCCCCACCAGCCGAGCAGUCCUCAUGUGCAUCUGUUUGCUGUCGGUCACCUACGGAGCAUUGGUCUGCAACGUCUUGGCCAUCCAGAUCAAGUACGAUGACUACAAGAUCUGCCUGCGCCCACUGGCCUUCAUCUGCAUCAUCCUCUGGCGCAGCUUGGAAAUCUCCACCCGCAUCACCAUCUUGGUUUUCUUUGGGAGCGUCUUCAAGCAGUACGCCAUGGCUGUUGGGGGAGCCAACUUCCUGCUGUUUUUCUUCCUGCCGUGGGUCCAGUUUUGGAGGAGCAGCGGCCAGCUGCCCGACAGCGUGGAGAAGAAUUUCAGCAAAGUGGGCACGGUCUCGGUCCUGUGCUCCAUCACUUUGCUGUAUGCUGGCAUCAACGUCUUCUGUUGGUCCGCAGUGCAGCUCAAGUUGGCUGACCGAGACUUGAUUGCCAAGUCCCAAAAUUGGGGGUGCUUGCUUUUGUUCUACGUCUUUCGGGGAGUGGAGAACGUUGUGCUGAUCCUCUGCUGGUACUUUUUCAAAACGGAGAUCUAUGACUAUAUCUGCACCCCGAUGUUAGUGUUGCAGCUCACGGUGGCCUACUGCACCUCCAUCACCUUCAUGCUUGUCUUCAUGGAGUACCUCCACCCCUGCCGCAGUCUCUUUAAACACAACAUCUCUGACUUUUUGCAGUGCGUCUGCUGCCAGUGGGCACCCCAACCAUUGCAUUUGGAGCCCCCCUUUGAACCGGGUGUAAGGCAUAGCGUCGUCUGAUGGAAGAGAUACAGAACCAAUCACAAACCGAUUUGCCAAUGCAAGCAGGAUGUACCCACACACCUUGCCUAAACUUCAGUACACACUUUACUGGAGGAGACAGGCUGUAAUUUUAUGGUGCUAUGCUCCAUGUGCAGGUGGCAUGGUGACAGCGGUGGCCAGAAUCAGCCAUUUGGAGCAUCAUCUGGACCAGCAGACCCAAUCAGGAUGGAUCUCCAACCAUGGUACGCGCACACAGCUGGGCAAACAGAUGUUUGGGAUGUGACUUUUGCCGGCAGGGCUCUCACUUGAAGAGACUGUGUCGUCUGUUGGAAUGAUUGCCUCAGUGGCAUCUGUGUGUAAAAAUGGCCUGUUUGGUAUUUCAGCCAGUUUGAAGGUCAAAACUAACUGACUAGCAGGCAGGAGAGAUGGUCUGGUGGACAUAAACCUCUUAACACAGAGUAUCCUUAUCUCACAUCAGGCUUCCUGAGGUCACAUACCGUUGUAUCCUAAUAUGUUAAAGGGGUCUAGAGACACCCUUGAUGUGUCAGUUGUAACUUUUACAAUGUGUCUUCUUUGUUUUGUCCUUCCCUCAUUGUAUUUAUUUAUUUUAUUGAUCGGAGACUGGGCAAUGCUUAAAGUGUACCAGGAAACAUUUUAAAAAGGAUUUGGCUGUAUCUAAUGCUCCUGUUUCUCCUGUGCCAUUUAGGGCAGCCUGACGCCUGUUUGAGUUGAGAAGCUCAGAUAAUGCUGGACAAAGGGCCAAAGAGUUCUGGUCCAGCAGGGAUUUGUAGUAUAGGAAUGGGCAACCUAAGGGUGGGCAUUCAAAAGAUCUAGGUGAAAGCAGAACAUUUUUGUUGCCCCAAAAAGCUGACUAUUAGGGUCAGGGCCAUGAAGGAAGAUGUAGCUGACUGACCAAAACAACAGGUAGGAGAGACCCACAUUGCAGCCUUUUGUUGCUGUGCCCCUUUCUCAUAUUGGAAGCAGGAUGCUUCACUCAAGGCCAGAAAUAAAGAGUUUUGCAAUGGCCAGGUAUUUCUGUAAAAUUUAUAAUACAUCUAUCAUGUGCUCUCUUUUAAUUUGGAAGGAAACCAGUUACUGGUUGAUUCUUAAAGUGUGCGAAACAAAAAGGCUACCAACUGGUAGGAUUGGGAAGUAGUCAUCAAAUUUUAAUUUUUUAUUGCUUGAUUAAUUAUAAGGUUUCAGAUUGUUUCUGUUUCCAUUUAGUCAUGACUGAAGAUGUGCCUGCUAAUGGCAGAGACUUCUAUAAGGGAGAAGACUCAACUGCAUGUGAAAAUGCAGAGCAUAGCUGGAAUGAACACAUCUAUUGUAUUUAUAAUUGCCCCAAAUCUGCCCCUUUGUGCAUCAAAUGUGAAAUCUUAAAUUCAAUGCUGAAAGUUGUAUUUUGAAUGUAAUUUUUUUUUACCUCAACAUUCAAGAUUGUUUCGGUAGGCAUUGAACAUGGGAUGUUGUAACCUGACAAACAUGGCACAUCUGUGCAUUGCUGUCUGUGAAAUGGUGUUGAGUGCCAAAUGUCAGUGAUGAUUUCGGUUGUUGACUACUACUGCAUGCCAGUCACCAAAAGUCGCUACAUAUUAAAUACUGUGAAACAUC
Messenger RNA from Anolis carolinensis (green anole), 3563 nucleotides. It is a transcript of the gene xkrx, whose product is annotated as XK related X-linked. The record is from RefSeq and is a predicted model, not a curated record. The transcript is spliced from 3 exons. Gene Ontology annotation, cellular component: membrane. Bases 609 to 1970 code for a protein of 453 amino acids. Lineage: Eukaryota; Metazoa; Chordata; Lepidosauria; Squamata; Anolidae.